This is a messenger RNA of Symbiodinium sp. CCMP2456, 4077 nucleotides long. NCBI's taxonomy places the organism in Eukaryota, Dinophyceae, Suessiales, Symbiodiniaceae. The record is from the annotation of a GenBank genome assembly.
AUGACACUAUCCAUACAGAUACUCAGUUUCAACACGCUUUCUCUUGGUGCUGCGGAGGACCGAGCCCCCGAAGCCGGUCAAGGGCUGUUCUGUGGGCCGGCCCGGGCGGCCCUGCUUGCAGCGCAGCUGCGCCAGGCUGGAGCCACAGUUGCCGCCCUCCAGGAAACCAGAGGGGAUGCAGGCUUCUCUCGUGUCGGAGGGUAUCUGCGAUAUGCGUCUGGCAGUGAGCGUGGCCAGUAUGGCACAGAAUGGUGGUUCCUUGAAGGGGCUAGCCUGAUUGACGCAGCCGAUGACGGCCGAUGCCUUAAAUUUGAGGUUAACGCUUGUUGCGUCGUUGUCGCUGAUGUUCGGAGACUCUUUGUACGUGUCGGCAAGCCAGGGUUCCAUGUGCUUUUCAUUGCCCUGCAUGCGCCACACCGAGCUACUGAGCCACAUAAGCUUGAGUCUUGGUGGCAAGACACGAUCCAAUUAGCGUACAAGCACCGGAGGCAGGAUCCUGUCAUCGUUGCGGGCGAUUGCAAUUGUGCAGUCGGAAGCAUCGAGUCCAACAGUGUCGGUACGCAUGCGUCUGAACUUGAGGAUAUGGCCGGGGCCUUCCUGCACCGAUUGCUUCGAGCGACCGAGUGCUGGAUUCCUGCCACCUUCGAGCAGUGCCACUUUGGCCCAUCCGCCACCUAUGUGCAGAAGAGAAAUGGCCAUGCUUGUAGGGUCGACUACAUUGCGUUGCCAAGCAGAUGGAGGCAAACCAUCGCCUCCUCAUGGCUUUGCCCGGAAGUCAAUGCUGGACAUGCCACCAUUGACCAUACGGCGGUGGCAGUUUCGUGCCGAGCCGACCUUGCCAUGCCUGUCCAGGGGUCCAGAGUCCGGGACAGGCAAAUGCUGGCCGCGUGCUUCCUUUGUUGGUCCGCCAGAGGGCCCAGCAUUGUCGACGUUAUCGUCUACUCUACGUGGUUUUGUCGGGCCAUUCUUGCGGAUGCAUGGUAUCGGCAAAGCAUGGACACCCACUGCCGUGCUCUCAGGAAAGCCUGCCGUGGGGACCGCGCUGCGUACGUCAAUGCUUUAGCCGACAAGCUUGCCGUAUGUCCACAGGCAGAGAUUUUCAAUGAGGUUCAUCGCUUGCUUCAGCACAAGCGGAAACGCCCAUUUCAAGCCGAGCCGUUGCCCAUCAUCCGACAAGCGGAUGGGCAGGUUUGUGAUACCGCUGAGAAUGCCCGCGGCAGAUGGAGACAGCAUUUUGGGGGUCUGGAGGCCGGGAGAGAGGCUUCUGUCCUCGAUAUUGCCGCCGACGCCAUGCAAGCCUCACAGCCGCACUGGCCCAGCCCGAGCAGCCUCGCCGACAUUCCUGAUGCGGCGUACUUGCAUCGUGUGCUUGCGUCCGGCAAGUGCCGCAAGGCGGCGGGCCCGGACGGUAUCCCAGCAGAGCUGGGCAAAAUCUUGCCCGCAGAGGUAACGGAUUUGUUGUUUCCGCUCCUGCUAAAGUACGUCUUUCGAGGAGCUGAAGCAGUCGGGCAUAAGGCAGGGGUUGCGGUGUUCUUUUGGAAAGGCCGCGGCUCCCAACAGGAAUGCAGCUCGUACAGAGCAAUUUUAUUGCUUAAUGCAUGGGCUAAAGCGCUGCACCAAGCCCUACGACCCAAGGCUCUCGCGAUAUACCACAGUUCAGCGCCACAACUGCAACUGGGCAGUAGACCGGGAGGCAACGUGGUGUUUGGCUCGCACAUAGUGCGAACCUUCCAAAGAUGGGCCCACUCUGUCCGGAAGAAUAGUUUUGUCCUGUUUGCCGACAUCACUGCCGCGUACUACUCUACCGUGCGUGAGUUGAUUGCGACAGCUCCUGGUACGCAAGGCGGACUACCUUCCGAGAGGGCGCUAGCCAAUUUGCAUUUAUCGGUUGACGAGUUGCAACGGUUGCGUGAGCAUACUGCAGAUCCGACAGCCCUUCAACGAGCCGGCGCUGACCCGUGGACGGAGGCCGUUUCCCAUUGCGUGACCCACGGAACCUUUUUUCUCAUCCGCGGAGACCAUGUAGCGGUCUCCACAGAUAGGGGAACACGCCCAGGCUCCAGCUGGGCGGACAUCCUUUUUGCUACCGUCAUGCAGCGUGUACUUGAGAGGCGGAGCCAGCUGCGAUCCGAGGUGAUGCACCAGUCGGUUCCCCCCAAGCUUCCAUGGGACGGCGUCCGUACUCUUCUUCCGUGCGAUGGUGCUCCUCAGGCCAUAGAAGUCGAAGACGUGGUGUGGGCCGAUGACCUUGCCACGAUGAGGCUCUGUGACCAAGCUGCGACGGCCGAUACGGCCAUGGCUCUGGAGACAGGCUGCUUGGUUGAUGCCUUCCGAGAGCAUGGAUUCUCGUUGACCUUCGGCGAAAGGAAGACCGCAAUCCUUGCAUCCCCGUCCGGUCCUGGUUCCCGACGCCUCAAACAACGCUUAUUUGGAGCCCGCCGAGAUGGUGGGACGCUACCUGUUUUGCUGGAGGGCGAAGGCGCGGCGCGCAUCCCGCUGGUGGCGACAUACCGUCACCUUGGAUCCAUGCAGUCCCCAGGAGGAAGCCUUCGCGCUGAAAUCGCCUACCGUGCGGGGCAGGCUUACGCGGCUUUUGCUGAAGGCAGGCGAAAGGUCUACAGGUGCCGGCAGGUCACUGUCCGAAGGAAGGCUUAUAUCCUGCAUGCCGCUGUUUUGCCGAAGCUGCUGUACGGCUGUGGAUCAUGGCCACCCCUGACAGCAGGGGAGUACAAAUCCUUUGCGGGAUGCUUGUGGCGUCUAUACAGGCCACUGCUUGGCCUUGGCCGGGAUUCGGAGCAGGACAUAUCUUUUCAUGCCUGUUUGGCCAUUGUGGGGCUACCAAGCCCAGCCAACACCUUGCGGCGGCACAGGCUUCUGUACCUGGCACAGGCCUUUCGUAGUGCACCAGAUGCUCUGUGGGCCUUGAUCAGGGCUGACAGGCCAUAUGCCGAGAUGCUCAUGGAUGCGGCGAGGUGGUUACAUGCACGUGUUGGUGAGCAGGCUGGGCUGCCAGCGCCUGAUGACGACUGGGCCGCGUGGGCUGUGAUCUUGCGCCAGCAUACAGGCAGGUUUAAAGGCUUCGUCAAGCGAGCAAUUGCCAUUGAACAGGCCAGACACGUUGUGAUUGCCGCAUUGGAUGGCCUACAUCGAGGCCUCAGUACUGAGACCACAGCGCCUGGCAUCAGCUUCCGCCUUGAGCAAUGCACGGAUGCAUGUGUCCCGUGCAAGCGAGCGUUCCCCUCUCGGGUAAGCUGGUCAGGGCAUGCUGCAAGGAUCCACGGCUAUAGGUCGCAGGCCUUCCUAAUCGGCAGAGGUAGGCUGUGUACUGGUUGCGGCAAGGUGUACUCGACUGAAGGACGUCUCAAAAGGCAUUUGGUAGCAGCUCAUGCUUGCCGACGCCGAUGGGGGUCUUUCCAGCCGUCGGACAGUGUGCCAGCGACCGGACAUGUACAAGCCCCGCCCAUGGUUGUACCCGGCAACUACAUGGCGACACACCCUAGCUGCCCCAGUGAGGACCAUUGCCCGUCGUUGCUGGCUGAGUUGUUAGGGUUGCCCGAGCCGGAAUCCGAUGCUUGGGAGUGUGUCGCCGAACACAUUGCCCCGCUCGAGGCGAUACGGCACACGGUUGAGAUGUGGGCAACUCACCCCUCGGCACAGCGCUGGGCAGGCAGUACCGCCGAUGAUUUACUGUUGCUGCUUGAUCCCUCUGUGUUUUGUGAAAGCGUCCAGCCCCUCCCGCCGCGUCGAGAGUGUCCUGCAGAUACGCUUCCUUUAUGGGGUGCAGUCCAGCCGCGUGCUUUUGUCACAUCGGGUGAUCCAGCGCAGUUCCAAAUUCCGUCACCCCCACCUGUUAGACUUUCGGUCCGUCAGGUUGGAGGUAUUACGGCUCCCGAGGCUUCCUCGUAUGCCUGCUGGAUCGAAGGUGCGUGCCGGGUCAUCGCUGAGGCCCUUGAGACCUCCAAACAGAGGCCUGUUGUUAUCUCCUGUAAUGGUUUACGCAACGCUCUGGGGCCCGUCGCGUCGUGGCUGGAGUGCAGCGGCUUUGCAGUACAGGCAUCCCGCAUUCACUCACCAUGA